GUCAUUGGACGUUUAUUUGGUGACAUAAUCAAUGUGAGCCAUCCUAAGAGGGAAGAAAAUACGUGACAUGCGGUAGUUAGCCCGGAGAGAAUCAUAUUGUUGGAGGUUCAUACUGUACACAGCGCUCUGAGGCUACGUGUUGAUGGAGGUGUUCGGAUUUCUGUACAUAGAUUAAGACAGUUUAUGUUCUUUAUUUGAUCUUCUAGGAAGGCGGCUUCUAUUAGCAGUCAUGGCUGUACUUCUGGAGACCACUUUGGGAGACAUCGUCAUGGAUCUUUAUACUGAAGAAAGACCCAGAGCCUGCCUAAAUUUUCUGAAGUUGUGCAAGAUAAAAUAUUAUAAUUAUGGUCUCGUACACAAUGUGCAGAGAGACUUUAUCAUACAGACUGGUGAUCCUCUGGGAACAGGCCGAGGAGGAGAAUCUAUUUUUAGUAAACUGUAUGGUGAACAAGCUCGUUACUUUGAACCUGAAAAAGUGCCACGGAUAAAACACAAAAAAAUGGGAACAGUGUCAAUGGUGAACAAUGGCAGUGAUCAGCAUGGAUCUCAGUUUCUGAUCACAACAGGGGAGAAUUUGGAUUAUUUGGAUGGGGUGCACACAGUAUUUGGAGAAGUAACGGAAGGAAUGGAUGUACUGAAGAAAAUUAAUGAGACUUUUGUGGAUAAAGAUUUCGUUCCUUAUCAAGACAUCAGGAUAAACCAUACUGUGAUUCUAGAUGAUCCGUUUGAUGAUCCAGAAGGACUGGUUAUUCCAGAUCGCUCCCCGGAACCCACCAAGGAGCAAUUGGAUAGUGGGAGGAUUGGUGCAGAUGAAGAAAUUGAUGACAACAAAGGAAAGUCAAUAGAAGAAAUCGAAGAACAGCUGGCAGAGAAAGAAGCCAAGACCAGAGCUGUCCUGCUGGAAAUGGUUGGUGACAUACCAGACGCAGAGAUAAAGCCACCUGAAAAUGUACUCUUUGUGUGCAAACUAAAUCCUGUAACAACAGAUGAGGAUUUGGAGAUUAUCUUUUCCCGAUUUGGAUCUAUAAAAAGCUGUGAGAUAAUUCGAGACUGGAAGACUGGUGAAUCAUUGUGCUAUUCUUUUAUUGAGUUUGAAAAGGAGGAAGACUGUGAGAAAGCCUAUUUUAAGAUGGACAAUGUGCUUAUCGAUGACCGGCGAAUACACGUGGACUUCAGUCAGUCUGUUUCUAAAGUGAAAUGGAAAGGAAAAGGGGGAAAGUAUACAAAAGAUGACUUUAAAGAGUAUGAAAAGGAAAUAGGAAAACAGUCCAAGCUUGCCCUAAAGGACAAAGCCCGACCUAAGCAAGACAGCAAAUAUGAUCUUGUGAUUGAAGACAAUGCAGAGGAGACGAGCAGAAGUCAUCGACAUUCUAAACAUAAAAAAGAAAAGAAACGCCAUUACUCUGAUGAUGAAGAGGAAAGGAGAACAAAAAAGUCAAAGGAUCCUGAUAGAAAUGAUCGCCACCGACGACAUGAGGAGGAUUAUUGCAAAGAGAAGAGGCGAAGUGAAAAAAAAGAAGGCAGGAGAAGCCGUAGUCUUUCUCGUGAGCGUAGUAGUUACCAUAGCUCCAGGGAAGAUGCAAAAGAAAGAGACAAGGACAGGAGAAGAGACAGAAGUCCCAAGCAGUACAAAGAGAGGUCCAAGUACCAAGAAAGAUGCUGAUGUGAAAACCAAAAUUUUGCAGCUGUUGGAGUAGAAAGGAUAUCUUCCAAUGGGAGCACCUGACCUGGAGAACUGUCUCUUAAGAUUGAAUUUCCCAGAUCUUUGCAAAGUUUCCUCUAAUUUUCCUUUUUUACCUACAGGAAAAAGAGGUGAAGGAAAACUUUGGCAAGUAACACACACACACACCGCAGAAGGAUAAAAAAGAGAAUCACUGACAUGGGUUUAAACCAUUCUAUAAACACAGAAUUUGCAGUUUAUUACACUGAACUAAUUUUAGGGUAAAUUUGGUAACCUCUGACUUAAGCACAAAUCCCACUCGAAAAAUAGGGCAAAUUAUUACGCCAUCGGGAGUUCAGGAAUUAAUCUUUGCAAUCGCACAAUGCUUAAAGAGGAGCUCUAGUCAUUGUG
Molecule: messenger RNA, 2071 nt
Organism: Rana temporaria (common frog)
Lineage: Eukaryota; Metazoa; Chordata; Amphibia; Anura; Ranidae
Gene: PPIL4
Product: peptidylprolyl isomerase like 4
Exons: 13
Coding region: 230-1663 (477 amino acids)
Biological process (GO): protein peptidyl-prolyl isomerization
Cellular component (GO): nucleus
Molecular function (GO): RNA binding; peptidyl-prolyl cis-trans isomerase activity
Source: RefSeq, a predicted model, not a curated record